CGGACACCGCAGCCAAUGAGAACCAGGCUUCGGCGGGCGCGGCUCGCGCAGGCGCAGCUGCGGACACCGCCCCCCCAGGCGAUUGGGCGGCGCGGCGCGCGGGGCGGGGCUUCUGGUCGGGGCGAAGGGGCUUCCGUCGCAGCGGCGCCGUGGAUGGCCGCGCUCCGCGUCGCGCUCCGGGGCUCGCUCUCGGCCGCCCGCGCCCGGUCCCCACCCCUCGGCCGCCGCCCGCCGCCCGCGCGCCGCCCCGCCUCGGCCGCCGCCCGCGGGCCCGCCAUGGAGCCGGUGCCCCGCUGGCUGGCGGGGCUGCGCUUCGACAACCGCGCCCUGCGCGCGCUGCCCGUGGAGACGCCGCCGCCUGGCCCCGAGGGCGCGCCGUCCGCGCCGCGGCCCGUGCCCGGGGCCUGCUUCAGCCGCGUGCGGCCCGCGCCCCUGCGGCAGCCGCGCCUCGUGGCGCUGUCGGAGCCCGCGCUGGCGCUGCUGGGCCUGGGCGCGCCGCCCGCCGACGCCGCCGCCCGUGAGGCGCGCGAGGCCGAGGCCGCGCUCUUCUUCAGCGGGAACGCGCUGCUGCCGGGCGCCGAGCCCGCCGCGCACUGCUACUGCGGCCACCAGUUCGGCCAGUUCGCCGGGCAGCUGGGCGACGGCGCCGCCAUGUACCUGGGCGAGGUGUGCACGGCGGCCGGCGAGCGCUGGGAGCUGCAGCUCAAGGGCGCCGGCCCCACGCCCUUCUCCAGACAGGCUGAUGGUCGCAAAGUCCUGCGGUCGAGCAUCCGAGAGUUCCUGUGCAGCGAGGCCAUGUUCCACCUGGGGAUCCCCACCACGAGGGCCGGGGCCUGCGUCACGUCCCAGUCCACGGUCGUGCGAGACGCAUUCUAUGAUGGUAAUCCAAAAUAUGAAAAGUGCACAGUUGUGUUGCGUAUAGCUUCCACUUUUCUCAGGUUCGGCUCCUUUGAGAUUUUUAAGUCCACAGAUGAGCACACGGGCCGCGCGGGCCCCAGUGUGGGGAGAAACGACAUCCGGGUGCAGAUGCUUGACUACGUGAUCGGCAGUUUUUACCCCGAAAUCCAGGCUGCUCACGCCAGUGACAGUGUACAGAGGAAUGCUGCUUUCUUCCGGGAGGUGACGCGUCGCACGGCCCGGAUGGUGGCUGAGUGGCAGUGUGUCGGCUUCUGCCAUGGCGUGCUCAACACAGACAACAUGAGCAUCGUGGGGCUCACCAUCGACUACGGGCCCUUCGGCUUCCUGGACAGGUACGAUCCCGACCACGUGUGCAAUGCCUCUGACAACGCGGGGCGCUACACGUACAGCAAACAGCCUGAGGUGUGCAAAUGGAACCUGCAGAAGCUGGCCGAGGCCCUGGAGCCCGAGCUGCCCCGAGAGCUGGGUGAGGCCAUCCUGGCCGAAGAGUUUGACGCCGAGUUCCACAGGCACUAUCUGCAGAAGAUGCGCAGGAAGCUGGGCCUGGUGCAGGCCGAGCAGGAGGAGGAUGCAGUGCUGGUGGCCAAGCUGCUGGAGACCAUGCACCUGACCGGUGCUGACUUCACCAACACCUUCUACUUGCUGAGCUCCUUCCCAGCUGGGCCAGAGUCUCUGGGCCUGACCGAGUUCCUGGCUGCGCUGACCACACAGUGUGCCUCCCUGGAGGAACUGAGACUCGCCUUCCGACCCCAGAUGGAUCCCCGGCAGCUCUCGAUGAUGUUGAUGCUGGCACAGUCGAACCCGCAGCUCUUCGCGCUCAUUGGUACCCGGGCAAACGUCACAAAGGAGCUGGAGCGCGUCGAGCAGCAGUCGCGGCUGGAGCAGCUGAGCCCGGCCGAGCUGCUGAGCAGGAACAGGGGCCACUGGGCCGACUGGCUCCAGGCAUACAGAGCCCGGCUGGAGCAGGACAAGGAGGGUGCCGGGGACCCGGAGGCCUGGCAGGCUGAGCGUGUGCGUGUCAUGCAUGCCAACAACCCCAAGUACGUCCUGCGGAACUACAUCGCACAGACUGCCAUCGAGGCUGCCGAGAGUGGGGACUUCUCAGAGGUGCGGCGGGUGCUGAAGCUGCUGGAGGCCCCUUACCACAGGGCAGAGGAGGCUGCUGAGGUCUCAGAGGCGGCAGAGCCUGAGGGGGCUGGUGGGGCGUCUGGCAGGCGGCGCUCCUACAGCAGCAAGCCCCCGCUCUGGGCGGCAGAACUGUGUGUGACGUGAUCCUCGUAAACCGCCUUGGAGGCCUCCACACCUGGAGGUCCCAAGGCCCUGAGUCCUGCUGAGUCCAUGAGGCGGUGCCCAGCCAGUGCACAGCCCCCCACACCCGUCUCUCCAUGACGGCAGAGACGUCCAGUCAGGCCCUGACCCGUCUCUGUCUGACGCCAACUCAGCAGCACAGCACGGCCCAGGUCCACACGCUCCCUGAAGAGCCGCUUCUGUGAGGACACGUGCCCAGCAAGCCCGGCCUGGGGACGUGGCAGCCCCCACCCACCUUUCCAGCCUGGGGGUGCGUGGGUGGUGCUGGCACUGCAUAGCUCCUGCUUGUCAGGGAGACACAGCCCCUAAAUAAACCAGUAGCUUCCUCCACCCA
This is a messenger RNA of Equus caballus (horse), 2560 nucleotides long. It is a transcript of the gene SELENOO, whose product is annotated as selenoprotein O. Lineage: Eukaryota; Metazoa; Chordata; Mammalia; Perissodactyla; Equidae. The record is from RefSeq and is a predicted model, not a curated record.